UAUCUACAACUGCCCGAUAUAUUCUCACCCAUUAGAGAGACUCCGCCACAAAUUGAGUCACAAGUGGCCGAAGUCGCUAUCAUUACUCCCUUUGACAACGAAGAACCGCCCGAAACACAGGGAACGACUCCGGUUGAGGCCACAAGCGAUGAGUUUCGCGAAGAUUUGUUUUCCGGCGAUAAUAUAUCGGUUCUCUCCAAUACCCGAAGAGGUCAUAAUAGAGUAACCAAUUGUGCCAUUUGUUCAAUACUAUGAUGUGAUCACUCUCUCC
This is a messenger RNA of Medioppia subpectinata, 271 nucleotides long. NCBI's taxonomy places the organism in Eukaryota, Metazoa, Arthropoda, Arachnida, Sarcoptiformes, Oppiidae. The record is from the annotation of a GenBank genome assembly.